Messenger RNA from Thermothielavioides terrestris NRRL 8126, 1506 nucleotides. RefSeq lists its product as uncharacterized. Lineage: Eukaryota; Fungi; Ascomycota; Sordariomycetes; Sordariales; Chaetomiaceae. Bases 1 to 1506 code for a protein of 501 amino acids. The record is from RefSeq and is a predicted model, not a curated record. Gene Ontology annotation, molecular function: transmembrane transporter activity. The transcript is spliced from 4 exons. Gene Ontology annotation, biological process: transmembrane transport. Gene Ontology annotation, cellular component: membrane.
AUGACGACGACAACGACAACGACAACAACGACGACUGUCCUCCUCCCGAGGUUCCGGGCUGUCAUUGUCACCGUCCAGCUAUGCGGCCUGAUGUUCUUCAGCAGCUUCUGCAACGGCAUCGUCGUCGUCGCCCUGCCCGCCAUGCAGUCCGGCCUGGGCCUGGAUGAAGGCCUCCUCGUCUGGCCCUCAUCCAGCUACUACUUGACGGCCGGAUCGUGCCUGCUGCUGGCCGGCUCCAUUGCCGACGCUGCCGGUGCCAAACGCGUCCAACUCGUCGGCUCUCUCCUUGCUGCCGCGUUCACUUUGGGCUGCGGCCUGGCCCGGACCGGCGGUGAGCUUAUCGCUUUCCGUGCCCUUCAGGGCGUCACCAACGCCAUCAUCAGCCCUUCGUCCAUCUCCAUCAUAUCCAGCAGUCUCGAGGAGGGACGGCCUCGCAACAUGGGCUUUGCCUGUUUGGGCUUCAGCCAGCCGCUCGGCUUCGGCGUUGGCCUCGUCCUGGCCGGCGUGCUUACCGACACCAUUGGGUGGCGGCCGGCCUUCUACCUCGCAGCCGCCGCCAGUCUGGCCUUGUUUCUCCUCUCCAUCUGGGCUCUGCCUCCGGAUCCCCGGCGGCCCGAAGCCGACCAGCCCGUCUGGAGGCGGCUCGCCUUGCACAUAGACUGGGUCGGCUUGCUGUUUGCGAGCACGGGACUGGCCAUGUUGUCGUACGUUUUGGCAUCCAUGUCGUCCGACAUCAACAACAUCCAUCAGGCCCCUAGCAUCGUCUUGCUGGUCAUCAGCGGCUUCUCGAUUCCGGCAUUUGCCGCAUGGAUGCACUACCAGUCCAAGAACAAUCGCACUGCACUGAUCCCCAACUCGCUGUGGCGCAGCCGUGUCUUCACUAGCAGCUGCAUCUUAAUCCUCCUCACCAACGCGAUCACUAACUGCAUGGAGCUGUACAGCAGUCUUUUCUUCCAACAGGUCCAAGGCAUCUCGGCUCUCGGAGCGUCAAUACGCGUUCUACCGUCUCUCCUCGCCGGCGUGCUCACCAGUAUCCUGACCGGCAUCUUCGUUAACCGCAUGCCGGUGUUGUGGACCGUGCUGAUCUCGUCGGCCCUGAGUGCCACCGCCCCGCUUCUGAUGGCCUUCAUCCGGACCGAUCAGGUGUACUGGGAAAACGCCUUCUUCGGGCAGAUCCUCUCCCCCAUCAGCUGCGACAUGCUCUUCACCGUCGGCCUGCUCAUCAUCUCGGACGUCUAUCCCAAGCACAUGCAGGCCCUCGGCGGCGCCGUCUUCAACACGUGCGCUCAGCUCGGCGCCGCCGUUGGCCUGAGCGUGGCCCAGGUCGUCGCCUCGUCCGUGACCAGCAACGUCGCGUCGUCUUCCGCCGAUAAGUCUUCCCCGGACGCCUUGAUGAAAGGCUACCGGGCCGCCUUCUGGCUCAUGUUCGGCUGCAUGGUCGCCGUCUGCUUCGUGUCCGCGCUGGGCCUGCGCAAGGUCGGCGUCAUCGGCGUGAAGCGGGAUUAG